GCGACCUCAACCUUUAUAUCAUAAAUAUGCUUCCUUGUUAUAUAUAAAACCUUUUUAAUGGCUGUGUUUUAAAGUGUCUAUGUGUUUAACUUACACACACACAACGCCAUGUUUGCAUCUAUCCUAGGCAAAAUACCACAAUAUUCUACGAUUUCGUCAAAAUGUUCGUUAAAAGAAUGUCGAAAAGUUAAGAAAGUAGAGAACUCUGAUGAAAUCGGCGAAAUUAUUCAUCGGGACUUUUUAGAUCCGUUUUGUAAUGAGUAUGUAUUAAUUGGUGAGGAAGAGACCUCUUUAGGUAUCAAUUAUUUGCAAUUUGAAGAAGAAAUUAGAACUUUCGAAAUUCGCGAUUCAGAUAUUAUUGUCGCUUCAUAUCCCAAGGCAGGCACUACAUGGACCCAGGAGUUGGUGUGGUUAAUUGGAAAUGAUUUAGACUUUAAAGCGGCAGAAGAACACUUAGACAAACGAUUUCCUCAUUUCGAAUUAUGCACCAUAGUAAAUUUUGCUAAAAUGACCGAAAUGUUAGGAUCUACACGUCCAGAAUACAUAGGUAAUUCAAUUAACUAUUUGAGAGAUUUAGAAGGGACUCGUUUCAUUAAGACACAUUUAACAUAUAACUUAUUACCAGAGCAAAUUCUUAAUGGGAAUAGAAAACCAAAGAUUAUAUAUGUCAUGCGGGAUCCAAAAGACGUAUGCGUGUCUUAUUACCAUCACGGUAGGCUCAUACAAGGGUGGCGUGCCGACUUUCAAAACUUUUCCAAAGUAUUUCUCUCAGAAAAAAUUAUGUUUGGCUCUUAUUGGAAGCACGUAUUAGGAUAUUGGGAACAUCGAGACAAACCUAAUGUGUUAAUACUUACAUAUGAAGAGAUGAAAAAGGAUCUUCUAUCUGUUAUAAGGAAAACUGCCCAAUUUUUAGAUAAGAAAUUGAACGAAAACAAAAUACCGCAACUGUUGAAGCACUUAAGUUUCGAAUCUAUGAAAAACAAUCGAGCCGUUAAUCAGCAAGAUAAAAUUGAAAGUAGAAUGAAACACAAGUUGGUGCCAGAGCAAGGUGCAUUUAUGAGGUCCGGCACUUCUCAAAAUUAUAAAGGGGAAAUGUCUGAAGAAUUGAUUUUAAAAUUUGACGAAUGGACAAAAAAAUCAAUCUCUGGCAGUUCAUUCGUAACCGAGCCCAUAGCAGACUUAUAUCUGAAUACUUCUCAAAAAUCUGUUCCAAAAAUGUAAAUGACAGUUAUUGAUGUUCCCCUUUACAGAUAUUGUACAUUUGUAAUUUUGUACCAUAAAAUUAAAGUAGGUAAUUUCUUAUGCAAAUAAUGGUAAGAAAGUUUAUUCACCCGUCAAAGCAUUAUUGACUUUCCCAUAUCUUUAUAUUGCUUUUAUAUUAUUAAAUAGAGCAAGAGUCUGACGUAAGCCCCUUACUCACCUGUAAGUAGGUACAUAUAAAACUUCUAUGCCCAAACAACACGCCCUUUUGAAUUUGAUUGUCCUCCAGGUAAUACUAUACCUACCUACAAAUACCAGCCACUAGCCUGUGUGACAUCCUACGUCGACAACCAGCAUUAGUCUGGCGAAAUGCAGAAAUUACUAAAUAAUGUACAAAAUAAUUAUGCAUGGACCAGGAAUCGAACCGAGCCGCCCACGUAGCAGCUACAACGAUUACACUAGCGACGACGACGGCUAACAUCUUAAUUGAUAUGGAUUAUCCUCUCACUAAAUUUUCAAAUCAAAAGCUCCAAUUGUGGUAUUCUUUAUACUUUAAUCUUUGUCUAUUCAUUAAUGGCCGUUUGCACCGCCAAAUUUAAGCGGGGCUUAGCUUAAAGUCCAUGGCAACCAUUAUCUCAAUAAUCGUUGCCAUGGAAUUUAAGCUAUGUUUAAGCUAAGGUCCGCUUAAAUUUGUCGGUGCAAACGGCCAUUAAUGAAUAAACAAAUAGCUAUUGCGACAUAUUGUCCUAUCUAGACUUCACUCUGUGGCACGCCAUCAUAGCCAUGUUGAUUUAGCAAGAUCUAGUUACCAUAGAUGUUUUGUUGUGAAAUGAAUGUACUUAAAACUGACUUUGAUUUUAAAAUUUUCUUGUAAAUUUAUGUAAAAGUGUAGAGUGUGACCGUCAUAA
Messenger RNA from Photinus pyralis (common eastern firefly), 2108 nucleotides. RefSeq names its product sulfotransferase 1E1-like. The transcript has 6 exons. The record is from RefSeq and is a predicted model, not a curated record. Lineage: Eukaryota; Metazoa; Arthropoda; Insecta; Coleoptera; Lampyridae. Gene Ontology annotation, biological process: sulfation. Bases 109 to 1221 code for a protein of 370 amino acids. Gene Ontology annotation, molecular function: sulfotransferase activity. Gene Ontology annotation, cellular component: cytoplasm.